AUGGGACGCUCGCCAAUUCAAUGGACGAUUCCCGCGCCAAUUCGGUUGACGAUUUCCCCGCCAAUUCAAUGGACGCUCGCGUCCCAGAUUGGGACCGCCGCGAUGACGACGAUUCCCCUGCCACUUCGGAAUCUUCCUCCGACGUUGCUGACGGCAGCGCUGGACGAGGCAAUUCAAUUUGCUGCAUCCCAGAAUCUUCUUUGGUAG
Linum trigynum is the source of this 207-nucleotide messenger RNA. The record is from the annotation of a GenBank genome assembly. NCBI's taxonomy places the organism in Eukaryota, Viridiplantae, Streptophyta, Magnoliopsida, Malpighiales, Linaceae.